Messenger RNA from Corythoichthys intestinalis (scribbled pipefish), 1592 nucleotides. RefSeq names its product ADP-ribosylation factor-like protein 6. Gene Ontology annotation, biological process: cilium assembly; vesicle-mediated transport; protein localization to cilium. The record is from RefSeq and is a predicted model, not a curated record. Gene Ontology annotation, molecular function: GTP binding; GTPase activity. Lineage: Eukaryota; Metazoa; Chordata; Actinopteri; Syngnathiformes; Syngnathidae. The coding region runs from base 394 to 975 and encodes 193 amino acids. Gene Ontology annotation, cellular component: axoneme; cytoplasm. The transcript has 8 exons.
CAAGUCUUUGCAGAAAAAGUAAAUAGGGACCGUCAAGAAUACAAGACACAGGCUGUGAGUGAGUGCAAGAUGCAGCAGCUGCUGUUGCUGUUGUCAAGCAAAACAGAGCAUUACACUAAUGAAUCAAAUUCAUCAGGAAGAAAGGUGCACACUACCAUGAUCAGGUCGCCGGGUGGUUUGCAGAUCUUAAUUCGUUCUAAUAGGAUUAGUCGUCGCAAGCUGGGAUACACAUGCAGCAUCUCAGCAUGUUACAGCCUUCAUUCCAAAUACUAGGAACACUCUUGUUUGUCUCAGAUUGUGAUUAUUUAUUUAAUCGGCAAGUUAUAUUUCUAGUAAUCUGACAAUUAAUGGGUCGAUGCAUUGUGAAGAAAAGUGAAGAAACAGUUGGGAUUAAUGGGGUUGCUGGAUAAACUGUCAGGCUGGCUCGGCCUGAGGAAGAAGGAAGUCAAUGUUUUAUGUUUGGGACUGGACAACAGUGGUAAAACUACCAUCAUCAACCAGAUGAAACCACUUAAUACACCAGGACAAGAAAUAGUUCCAACAAUUGGCUUCAACAUUGAAAAGUUCAAGAAUUCAAGUCUUUCUUUCACAGUAUUCGACAUGUCUGGCCAAAGUAGAUACAGAAACCUGUGGGAGCACUAUUACAAAGAAAGUCAUGCCAUCAUUUUUGUGAUAGACAGCAGUGACAAACUGAGAAUGGUUGUUGCAAAAGAGGAGUUAGACACUCUUCUCAACCACGCAGAUAUUUGCUGUAAAAAGCUGCCGGUGCUGUUCUUUGCAAAUAAGAUGGAUCUACGAGAUGCCAUGUCAUCUGUCAAGGUCUCUCAGAUGUUGUGUUUGGAGAAUAUCAAAGACAAACCAUGGCACAUCUGCGCUAGCAAUGCUAUCGAGGGAGAAGGCUUACAGGAGGGGAUGGAUUGGCUCCAAGAACAAAUUACACAGUCAUAUCAAAACAAUGACCACCUGAACGAGUGAAUUGCCUAUCAAGACGGACAGAAGGAUUUUCCAGGAGUCUUACCUAUCACGAUUUAUGUUUAUAUUUGUAUAAGCAAACAUUAACUAAUUUCUAUGUAUGAUCUGACAAAUUUAUUUACCUACAUAUUACCCGUUAUGCUAAUUUUUAGUAAAACCUCUCAUAUUAAGUGCUAAUGUUGCAGUACUGUCAUAUGUAGGAUUUUUUUUCUUUUUUCUCUUAAAUACACCAAGGAAUUAUUUAAUUUUUCAUACAUUUUGGCAUAUUUCUUUUUUUUUUCUACACACAUUUUUUCAUGAGAAAAUUUUUUUUUUAAAUCGCAUCAACUUGUUUUCUUGUACAAAGUUAUUUAAUAAGACAACUUUGAAAUCCAAAUUUUCUGCCCCUGAGAGGGUGUCAAACAUAAAAAAAAAUUGUCCAGUAUGAAACUGCUAAACUGAACCCAAGAACAGACUGCAUUACAACCUCACUAACAGAGUGUCAAUGCAAAUAAAUAAAUGUGUCAAUAAAUAUAUAUAUAUUUUUUAAAUAUUAAAUAUUUUGUAAUGCAGCAAAGAAAUACAACCUAAGCAAAAUCUAUGCUUUCUUCCCUUAUUCAAGCAACCCUUCCAGGAUAUUU